This is a messenger RNA of Aspergillus caelatus, 1764 nucleotides long. RefSeq lists its product as uncharacterized. The record is from RefSeq and is a predicted model, not a curated record. Lineage: Eukaryota; Fungi; Ascomycota; Eurotiomycetes; Eurotiales; Aspergillaceae. Gene Ontology annotation, molecular function: medium-chain fatty acid-CoA ligase activity. Gene Ontology annotation, biological process: fatty acid metabolic process. The transcript is spliced from 5 exons. Bases 1 to 1764 code for a protein of 587 amino acids.
AUGGAAGCUAACGGUAUUCAACGGGCGUUUGUGAGCGGACCCACAGAGCCACCGAUAUGUUCAAAAACCUUUGGGCAAUGGAUCGAUAAGCAAGCAGCUACCUACGGGAAGAAGUCUGCUAUCCUGUCACCAUGGCAGGAAGUAAACCUCUCCUACGGCGAACUAGCGGAACGAAGUAAGCACGUGGCCAAAGCUAUAUUGGGAAUGGGCUUUGCACACGGUGACUAUAUCGGCAUUAUGGCUGGAAAUUCGUGCCAGCAUAUCGAAGUGCUUUUGGGAGGAGCACGUAUUGGAUGCCCUGUUGUCUCCCUGCAUAGCACAUAUACACCCGAUGAGCUGAAAAGGGCCGUACGCAAAACCUCAUGCAGGCUUCUCUUCAUCGCAUCUCGUAUCGGUCGCCGGGACCUCUCUGCUCAUGUGGAAAUGAUGAAGAAUGGUGUAUCUUCAGGCGCACUCCCAGAGCUACAUGGGGUUCUUACGAUUGGGCAGAACGACUAUGAUGGAUAUGCUGACGGCCUACAUACGUAUGAGACCCUCUUUGCGGACUACAAACAAGGUGUAACGCACCCAGAUGUCGAUGCAACAUUUUUGCUCCAAUUGGCAGAGAAAGCUGUCACGCCCGAUGACGUGAUUCAUCUCGAGUUUAGCUCUGGUACCACUGGGACACCAAAAGCAGGAAUGUUAACAGCUACCAACCUCCUCGGAUAUGGCUUUACAGUGGCCGAUCGGUUGAACCUGACUCCGAAGGAUAUCUUUUGCUCUCCCACCCCACUAUUCCAUGGCUUUGGUCUUAUAGUAGGGCUUUUUGCACCCUUAACGCAUGGUAGCUCAGUUGUUCUCCCUUCGGAUCACUUCGAUGCACAUGCAAUCCUCGAGGCUAUACAGAAUCAGACUCCUACUGUCUUAAUGGGUGUACCCACCAUGUUCCUGGCAGAAUUAGAGGCUAUGGCAAAAGGACAGGUAGACAGUUCCCUGCGAGCAGCUGUGGUGGGUGGAUCUGCUAUCACGCCCGCGUUAACAAGAAAAAUCCGUACAGCGAUGAAGGCAAAGGAGACUUUUGUCAUAUAUGGGAUGAUGGAAACAGGUGUUACAUUCAUGGGGUCCGUCAAUGAGUUAGAGGGAUCAACAGGUGUGGUAGGUUUUGUGAUGCCGCAUGUCUGCGCCAAAAUUCUGAAUAGAAGCGGCCAGAUUGCGGGCCCAAUGGAAAAGGGGGAGCUUUAUACAAGUGGAUUCACAUUGCAAAGGGGAUACCUCGCAGAGGAAAAGAAGACGCUGGAGGUGAUGACACAGGAUCAAGACGGGAAGAUCUGGAUGCGUACGGGGGACGAAGCUAUCAUUGAUGCGAGUGGAUGUUGUCACAUUACGGGGAGGAUCAAGGAUAUUAUUAUCAGAGGUGGGGAGAACAUUUCCCCCUUGGAAGUUGAGGGUCGGCUGGCUUCACAUUCCUCCAUCAGUGAAGCAAGUGUGUUAGGCUUACCUGACGCAAAGUAUGGGGAGGUUGUAGGAUGCUUUCUGAAAUGUACGCAUGAUGCUCAGAGGCCGUCGGACGAGGAGUUACAGGGCUGGGUAAGAGAAACCUUAGCCUGGCACAAGACGCCAGUACACAUAUUUUGGAUCGGAGACCCUGGCGUUGCCGAUGACUUCCCCAGAACAGGAAGUGGGAAGCACCAGAAGCAUAUCAUGAAGGAAAUUGGGAAAAGGCUCAUUACUGUGAGGAGUAGACGCUUGUGUGAUCCUCGGUUGAUGUGUGAAAGGUUGGUAUAG